Molecule: messenger RNA, 2175 nt
Organism: Lotus japonicus
Lineage: Eukaryota; Viridiplantae; Streptophyta; Magnoliopsida; Fabales; Fabaceae
Product: probable dolichyl pyrophosphate Glc1Man9GlcNAc2 alpha-1,3-glucosyltransferase
Exons: 5
Coding region: 423-2030 (535 amino acids)
Biological process (GO): protein N-linked glycosylation
Cellular component (GO): endoplasmic reticulum membrane
Molecular function (GO): dolichyl pyrophosphate Glc1Man9GlcNAc2 alpha-1,3-glucosyltransferase activity
Source: RefSeq, a predicted model, not a curated record
AUCGUUCCGUAGAUGUUGUUGAACAAAUUUGGAGCAGAAACUGUUAAACAAACAUUUCACAAACAUUUAAUGUUUGUCAACACCUUCCGACUCCUCCUUCGCCGUCGUCGCUCACGACGCCUUCAACACGCGAAACCGGUUCCGGCAAGCACGUCCCACGCGCCGUCUUCGUCGAUCUUGAACCCACCGUCAUCAACGAAGUCUGUGCCGGCACCUACCGCCAACUCUUCCACCCCGAACAACUCAUCUCCGGCAAGGAAGACGCCGCCAACAACUUUGCCGGAGGACACUGCACCGGGUGUUUAAAAGGGUUGUUAUUUUCAUCACCAAAUCUCAUUAUUGAGUUGAAAACUGAGAGAACUCUUGUUUAAGUAAUAUAGAAGCGACAUUGUUGGGUUUUGGCGUUAAAUACAACAUCUGGCAUGGGAAAAGAGAAAGUAAGCUCGGAAGACGUUCACAAUUCUUAUAGCCCCAAAACAAGUCUCUGGUGGUUUUAUCUUGUUGCUACUUGUAUAAAAGCUCUCCUUUUCCCAUCCUACCGCAGUACAGACUUUGAGGUGCACCGCAAUUGGCUGGCUUUGACCCACUCCCUCCCUCUUUCCCAGUGGUACUUUGAUGAGACCAGUCCAUGGACUCUUGACUACCCACCUUUCUUUGCCUAUUUUGAACGCUUUCUAUCCAUUUUUGCUCACCUUGUUGAUCCCCAAAUAGUGCACCUUCAGCAGGGCCUGAAUUAUAGCUCAAACAAGGUGAUUUAUUUCCAAAGACUUACCGUAAUAGUCUCUGAUUUGACUCUUCUUUAUGGGGUUUACAGACUUACUCGGAAUCUAGAUUCAAGAAAGCAAAAAUUGAUCUGGUCAUUGGUUAUUUGGUCACCAAUGCUUCUUAUAGUGGAUCAUGUACAUUUCCAAUACAAUGGCUUUCUCAUUGGGAUUUUGUUGAUUUCUCUUUCAUAUUUGGAGGAAGGAGGGGAUUUGUUAGGUGGGUUUGUUUUUGCUGUUCUCUUGUGCUUUAAGCAUUUAUUUGCAGUGGCAGCGCCAGUUUAUUUUGUUUAUUUGUUGAGACACUAUUGUCGGGGUGGGAUUGUGAGAGGCUCCAGUCGACUUUUGAUUAUGGGAGGUAUGGUUGCAGCAGUGUUUGCAUCUGCAUUUGGGCCAUUUUUCUACUUUGGGCAGAUACAACAAGUCAUCCAACGAUUGUUUCCAUUUGGCAGGGGGCUUUGCCAUGCAUAUUGGGCCCCAAAUUUUUGGGUAUUCUAUAUCAUGUCAGAUAAAGGGCUUGCUUUCAUAUUCAGAAAACUUGGGUUUAAUAUCCAGACACCAGCAGGUUCAUUCACAGCUGGGCUAGUAGGGGAUUCCUCACCUUUUUCUGUACUACCUCAGGUCACUCCGUCCAUGACCUUUAUAAUGGUUCUACUUACCUUAUCUCCUUGUCUUUUCAAGGCUUGGAAGAAUCCACAGCCAAAGAUGAUUUGUAGAUGGGUAGCCUAUGCUUAUACCUGUGGCUUUCUUUUUGGGUGGCACGUGCAUGAGAAGGCAUCACUCCAUUUUGUAAUUCCACUAGCUAUUGUUGCUGCGCAAACCCUGGAGGAUGCAAAGCAUUACUUUUUGCUAUCAAUAGUAUCCUGCUAUUCACUUUUUCCGCUACUAUUCGAGGCACAAGAGUAUCCUAUCAAAGUUCUGUUGCUGCUUCUGCACUCCAUUUUGAUGUGGUCAGGCUUUUCAGCACAAUUUCAUGAUGGGAUUGAGACAAGAGCGUCAAAUGCUCGUCCAAAGAAAAAGGUUGAUCAAUUUGGAUCUAAAGGUAGUUCAGGUGAACCUGUGAAGAAUGAAGGUUUUGUUAUUAGCUGGAUUGAGAGGAUUUAUCCGGUUGGUCUUGUAGUUGUAGAGAUAUGGGGCCAAUUUUUACACCCUCUUCUUUUGGGUGAUAAGCUUGCAUUCGCGCCCCUUAUGUUGGUCUCUAUAUACUGUGCUUUUGGGAUCAUGUACUCUUGGAUUUGGCAGCUAAGAUCCAUUGUUAAAUCUCUUUAAAUUUUGGAUUGUUUGCAGUCAUAUUGAAUUCUCUUUGCAUGCACUUUUAGAAGCAGAAUUUCGAGAGCUCUCUUUUUACUUUUUUCAAGCAAGACAUUGCUUGAUAUGAAUAUUAUUAAACCCUAAUUGAAAAGUUAUUUGAUCA